Lodderomyces pseudojiufengensis is the source of this 1530-nucleotide messenger RNA. RefSeq names its product Opy2p (gene OPY2). The record is from RefSeq and is a predicted model, not a curated record. The transcript has a single exon. Lineage: Eukaryota; Fungi; Ascomycota; Pichiomycetes; Serinales; Debaryomycetaceae. The coding region runs from base 1 to 1530 and encodes 509 amino acids.
AUGCAAAUUCUAUAUCCAAAUGUAUUUGAAGAACAUCUAUAUAUAAGAGAUGACUCUGAUCAGCAAAGAGAUUCAAAUGGAUGUGUAAUAAAUUGUCCUACUUUACCAGAUUGUGUAUGUUCAAAUAAAGAUGAACAAUGUGUUCAAGUUACAACUAGUUGUGAAAAAUGUGCUUAUAAUCAUUGUGUACCAAAAACCAAUACAGGUAAUUCAAUAAAUACAGGUGGAAUAGUUGGUGGGGUUAUUGGUGGAUUAGCAUUUUUAGGAUUAAUUGGUGCAAUAUUAUACUAUUUUAUGAUUUAUAAGAAAAAACAUCAAGUUAUGCUUGAUGAUUAUGAUAAUGAUUAUGAUUAUAAUGAUUAUGAAACUGAUGAAUAUGCUGAUAAAAGUAGUGAUUUUAAUAAUAAUGGAAGUAAGAUUGAAAUGAGAGAAUUAAGAGAUGGAUCAAAUCCUACAAGUCCUGCUUCAAAAACUUUUGGAUUAGAUAUUUUAGAUAAUACUCAUUCACCUUCAUCAAAGAAUGGAAAUGAUGACAAAAUAAAUUCAAAUAAUGCUAAUGGUGCAAUAAUUGCUGGACAAGUUAUUGAUAGACCACCACCACAACAAAGAAGAAAUAUUCAAAAUACGAAAAAGAAAACAGUAAGAAGAGUAUCAUCAUAUGAAUCAUUUACUAGACCAAAUGCAAGUAAAUCUAAAACCAAACAACAACAACAAAUGUUAGCACAACAAAGAAGAGCACGUCAACAAAAUAUAAUCAAACAAGCAAAUUUACAACAGCAACAACAACAACAACAAAGAAUUCAAGAACAUCAACAACAAAUUUAUUUAAAUCCAUCAAAUAGAAAUUCAGUAGCUACAUCAUUUUCAAAUGCUUCAAAUAUACUACCUAUAGCUUAUGUUCCAGGAGUUACAGUAAGACCAACAAAAGAUAAUACAAGAUCAAUUUAUUCAUAUGAUUCAGAUUCUUUAUUUUCUGAUUUAAAUACUAUUGAAAAUGCAAGUAUUGUUGGAGACGUAUUAAUUGCAAAUUCUGCUUCUACUUCAUCUUCAAACACUGAAAAUAAAGAUUCUCCUCAAAGUUUACAACUGAAUCAAUCUGUAAAUAAUGGAACUAUGACUGCUAUAAAGGCACAACCUAGAUUAGUUAAUGUUGAUCGUAUUCAAGAAGAAGAUGAAGAAGAGGAUGAAGAGGAGGAUGAAGAUGAAGAAGAAGAGGUAGAUGUUGAUGAUGAUGAUGACGGGGUCGCUGUUAAUAAUAAUAACUUUGUAGAAUCAGAUGAAGAAAAUGAGGAUGAUCGUAGCUUCGAUGAUGAAGCUGAUAGUGAUGUAGAUUCUGACAUUGGCCAUAUAACUCGAGCUGCAUCAUACAAAAAUUUGACUAAAAAGGAAUCAAAUGAUGAACAUGAUCAUAGUGGAAGUGAUACUAGAAUAGGAAGUGGUAGUGAAACAAGAAUUGGUGGAAGUAGUAGAGAUGAUACAUAUAUUACAAUUGAUAGUACGACACUUAAUAGUCCAUUUAAUGAUCCUUGA